Messenger RNA from Quercus lobata, 4368 nucleotides. Its product is annotated as Transducin/WD40 repeat-like superfamily protein. Bases 105 to 4139 code for a protein of 1344 amino acids. Lineage: Eukaryota; Viridiplantae; Streptophyta; Magnoliopsida; Fagales; Fagaceae. The record is from RefSeq and is a predicted model, not a curated record. The transcript has 17 exons. Gene Ontology annotation, molecular function: protein binding.
AGUCACGGGAAAUUGUUACUGGCCCUUCACAACUCUUCAACACUAUAAAAUCUCUUUCCUCCUCCUAAGCACUACAGACAGUACACCUUUCUCAAGGAAUCAGUAUGUCUAGUAAUUCCAUAAUUCCUGUGUCUUAUCCUUCUUUUUCUUCUUCUUCUUCUUCAAACUCUAUGGUUUUAUCCAAUGAUUAUGAGAGGCUAGACCUCCAAUCCAUAAGGGUAAUUGUUGUUUCAAUCAAUAAGUACAUUACUGAACUCUUAGCAAAUGCUGACACCAGGAGUUCUCUAAAACUGAGAUGCACCUCAAAGCUAAAAUAUCAAAAGCAGGAAUUCUUUGAAUUCUCUGAGCAAUCAGUGCUGGCAAAUUUUUACUGGGGCAUUGACAGCAUUGAAACUGCAAUUCAAACAAAAUCACAGGAAGAGAGAGACGAGAGGCUGAGGAACUCAGAGCGAAUGCUUCAAGUCCCGGCGUUGCUUGAUGAGCAAGAAAUCACGGCUGGAAUUCCAAACCAUUAUAUGGUGUGUUGCUCCUACUUUUACCUCUCAGCAGUAAAGAACCUCCAAAAGGAUGAGUGGCAGGCUGCACUGCAUUUUAUCCAAGCACUAUUGGUGUCUCCAAAACUUAUUGGAACAGAAUUUGCACCAGACCUUUGUGAAAGUCUUUUUCCUUCAUGUAACAUGCAUGAAAAAAAGAAAACAAAUGGAAGGAGAAGAAGCUUGGGAUCUAUACAUCUCGUGGAAUCUAUAGAGGGUGAUUAUAAUGGAGCAAUGAGGCAGAUGGCAAGGAGAUACAAAGACUGGUUAAUCUAUUAUCAGGUCAUGUUAAUAGGAGAGAUUCCUUUGUGGCACUGUGGUAGCAGAGAUAGUUCAUCCCCUGACAAUGAGUUGCAAUAUUUUUCGCAUACAAUAUCCACCAGAACUGAAUCUUCAAAUUCAAUUGAGCAUGGAAACAACUUGCAGAAUUAUUAUAAUUAUGAGAAGGUGCACCCACUUGAUCCUCAAGACGUAAUAGAUGAAAUGGAAAAGAAACCUAAGGCAUCCAAUGAAGUUCCAGAAUUUGAAGAUCAUAGGAAAGCCAGCAGUAGAUGUUUGGAUCAACUUUCAAAAUUUCAAGUUCACAGUGGAGAGCUUAAAAGAAAUUCUAGUAUCAGACGCCUACAGGAUAUGCUGGAGUCCCAGUCAGAUACACAAUCUUCAGUAGAUUCAUGCUACAAUGAUUCUGUGUAUGACAGUGACAUGGCAGAUAUGGAUGAUGCUAAAUGCUCAAUGAGAACUCCAAUAAAUGCAGAGGAUCCACAGAAAGAAAUUUAUGAUCAGAAGCUGCAGGCUCCUUGCUCCACAUCAGACCCAGAGCUUGGAGUAAUAUCUUUGCCACAUGCUCCCCAGAAUCCAAUGCCAACCAAUGAAUCCAUCAACAAAUUACGUUUAACCACUUUGCAAGAUAGAAAUGAAAAAUCAAAUACUCUUUGGAAUUUCCAUGUAGAGAAUGAAUCAACACAGAAAUUCGAGCUCUUUGAUCAUAUAUCAUCUUGUACAUCUCUUCAGAAAAGUAGGACCACCCUGAUGGAUCACCAAGGAAGUGCUGCAAGAAAUAAACAGAACUCUAGUAGCCAGAAAAACUUUAAUAAAGUUUGUUUACAUUCUGGAAAAGAUUCCACAAGUGAAAUAUUGGGGAUAAUUGAAAAGACAAUUUCAAAGCUGUGUUUCUCAGAAGGAUUUGGAAAAAGUGAUGAAGACUAUGCAGUAGAAGUUACAAAAAUUUAUGAGAUGUUGAACAACAAAACAGGAGUAAAAUAUGCUAUGUUGAAGGAUGUAAUUCUGGAUCAACUGCUUGCAGCUAUUUCAAUUUCCAAAGAGGAAAGAGUAGUUAGAGCAUCAGUAACUAUAUUAACAACAAUCAUUUCAGCAAACAAGUCAGUUAUAGAUGACAUCAAGAAAAAAGGUUUAAGGUUGCGUGAUUUGGCAAAUGCUCUGAAGCAAAAUGUGCAUGAAGCUGCAAUUCUAAUCUAUCUAAUAAAUCCAUCUCCUGCAGAAAUUAAGACCUUAGAAAUCUUACCAGCACUUGUGGAGGUUGUGUGCAAUUCGGACGGUGAUAAGGGUAGGAUGGCAUCACUUCUGCUGACACCUCCUGGAGCAUCACUGAUGAUUAUAGAAGUAUUAGUAACUGCAUAUGACUACGCCACAAAUAACAUGCACUUGGCUGCUAUCAACUCUCCCCGUGUUCUUUGCAGGCUCCUAGGUAUAGCAAGAAUUAAUAAUCAGGAUGAGUUUAUCUCUUUGGCCACUAUACUUGUAAAGUGCAUGAAAUUUGACGGGCAAUGCAGAAAAUAUAUAUUGAAAUUUACUCCUGUGGCUCCAUUUAUUUGUCUUCUACAAAGUGAUGAGAAACGGGCAAAGUUCAUAGCACUAGAUUUCUUUCAUGAGAUCCUUCGUAUACCAAGGUCAUCAGCCAUAAGCUUAUUGCAGAAAAUUCAAAAAGAAGGAAGCAUCAAUAUCAUGCACAAACUAAUGAAUUGUAUCCAACAAUUGGAACCUGAUUACCAAAUUAUGGCAGCAAAUUUACUGCUUCAAUUGGACACACUGGGUAAUUCACAUGGCCAAACUGUGUUCAGAGAAGAGGCUAUGCAAGUCCUUCUGAAGUAUCUAGCACCUGAAGAAAGUUCUGGUAUGCAGCAUUUAUCUGCAUUCAUCCUAUCAAAUCUUGGUGGAACAUAUGCUUGGACAGGGGAACCAUAUACCAUAGCAUGGUUGGUUAAAAAGGCCGGUUUAACCUCUCCAUAUCAUCGGAAUAUGAUAAGAAAUUUUAACUGGUUGGAUAAAAGCCUACAGGAUACUUCCACAGACCCUUGGUGCAGCAAGGUUGCUAGAGGCAUCAUUAAUAUUGGGAAUCCUAUCUUCCAUGCAUUAGAGAAGGGACUAAAGAGCAAAAUAAGAAGGGUGUCUACAGCUUGUCUAACAGCCAUUGCAUGGCUUGGAUGUGAAAUAAGAAAGUGCCCAAAUAGUAUAAGAUAUUCUGCAUGUGAGAUCUUACUAAGUGAAAUUGAGCAAUUUUUGCAUCCUGGAUCGGAGCUUGAAGAUAGGCUUCUAGCAUGUCUUUGCAUCUAUAACUAUGCUUCUGGCAAAGGGAUGCAAAAACUAAUUCAUUUCUCAGAAGGAGUAAGAGAGUCACUAAGACGCCUUUCAAGUAUAACCUGGAUGGCAGAGGAAUUACAUCAAGUAGCAGACUAUUACCUGCCAAACAAAUCACGUAUUUCUUGUGUUCACACACAAAUCCUGGAGGCAGGUCUCAAAUGCAGUGGAGCUGUAUGUGCCCUCAUCUACUACAAGGGACUGCUUUACAGUGGAUACUCCGAUGGUUCAAUUAAGGUGUGGGACAUCAGGGGGCAAUCAGCCAUACUUGUAUGGGAUAUGAAGGAGCAUGAGAAGGCAGUUACAUGUUUUGCACUUUCUGAGGAAGGAGAUAGCCUUUUAAGUGGUUCCAUCGAUAAAACCAUUAGGGUUUGGCAAAUGCUCCACCAGAAACUGGAGUGCAUUGAAGUAAUAUCAAUCAAGGAACCAAUUCAACACUUAGAUGCAUAUGGAAAUAUGAUUAUUGUAGUUACCAAUAGCCAUGAGUUGAAGGUAUGUGAUGCAUCAAGAACGAUCAAAAAUAUUUGUGAGAGCAAGAAGAUGAAGUGCAUGAGGGUGGUUCAGGAGAAGAUUUACGUGGGCUGCACAAACUCAAGCAUAAAGGAGUUUUCUAUAACAAACAACCGGGAGCAAGAAAUCAAAGUACCAGCAAAGAGUUGGAAGAGGCCAAAAAGGCCUAUAAAUUCAAUUGUCACAUAUAAAGAUUGGCUUUAUGUUGCAAGUGUAAAUGUUGAAGGUUCAAAAUUAAAGGAAUGGAAAAGAAAAAGCAAACCCCAAAUGUCAAUAGCAACUGGUAGAGGAGGCAAUGUGCUGGCAAUGGGAGUAGUGGAAGACUUCAUAUACCUAAACUGCAACUCAUCAACUAACAACAUUCAGAUAUGGUUGAGAGGGGCACAGCAGAAUGUGGGGAGGAUUUCAGCAGGCAGCAGGAUAACAAGCCUCCUCACUGCCAAUGACAUUCUACUAUGUGGUACGGAGUCCGGCCUAAUCAAGGGCUGGAUCCCCUUGUAGCACAAGAGUUUUAACAACAAAAUUUCAGUACCAUCAUCAACAGCCAAAGCAUUUAUGCUUCAUAAAAAAGGGUUUGCUUGAUUUACUCACAUUACAAUGUAAUAAGCUAUAGUGUAAAAUGUAUAUCUUAGAUAGGAAUUGAACUAUUGUAUCAUUGAUUCCUAUCAUUUGUAUAGUGCGUAUACCAUUCCAAGAAGAAAAUAAAAAGGUAUAGUGCGUUUACUACAAA